Auxenochlorella protothecoides is the source of this 1143-nucleotide messenger RNA. RefSeq lists its product as hypothetical. NCBI's taxonomy places the organism in Eukaryota, Viridiplantae, Chlorophyta, Trebouxiophyceae, Chlorellales, Chlorellaceae. Gene Ontology annotation, molecular function: starch binding. The coding region runs from base 1 to 1143 and encodes 380 amino acids. Gene Ontology annotation, cellular component: membrane. The transcript is spliced from 3 exons. The record is from RefSeq and is a predicted model, not a curated record.
AUGAGGCGUUGCCCAGCCUCGCACAUUUGCGCGGCGGCUGGGGCAGAGCCGGAGAUCACCUCCUCUGACACGGUGCCCGUCUCGCUGCGUGUCACCCAGCACGUCAGUUUCGGGGAAGUGCUGAAGAUUGCAGGGCAGCCCCAUGCCCUGGGAGGGUGGCGGCUCACCCAUGCACCAGCCCUCAGAUGGUCGGAAGGCGAUGUGUGGACCCUGGACCUGGAUUUGCCAGCUGGAAAGCACGAGUACAAGCUGGUGAUCCACAACGAGAGUGCAGAUGUGGCGUACUGGGAGCAGGGGAACAACCGCACCUUCACGGUGUCCGAGCAGUGUGAUGCGCCCCUCGUCCUUGAGUUCAAUUCCGUGGAAGUCAUCACGGAGACCGCCGAUGAGCUGAACGCCGUCUCUGACUCGCAGCUCAGCGCUGACGAGGCCAACCCCCCGACGGCUGCUGCCGAGGAGCCCACAGCGGCCAAGGCAGGGUCUGCUGCCCCCCCAGCUGCAGAGGAAGCCAGCGAGGCAGCCAUCGAUGCCCCUGUCUCGUCUCCUGCUCUGGAGAAGGAGGCCGAGGCGCCGUCGGCAGCUGCCGCUGCGGUUUCUUCUUCGACGAAGAAGGAGGAGGCCGGUGCGCCUUCCAGCUCGUCGGGUGCCGGGGCUUCAUCCAGCUCUGAGCCAUCGCAGACGCUCUCCGCGAGCAAGGCCGAGCCCGCUGCCGCGCAAAAGGAGGCCGCCAAGCAUGCGGCCGUGGACCCCGCCGCGGACGCCUUCAACCCCGCGCCCACCCCGACCACCGCCGCAAGUGAGAAGGAGGAGGCCGCCGCCACCGACGCAGCUGCGAAGAAGCUGGAGUCCCCGGCCGCGAAGCCAGAGAAUCUGGGCCAGCGGGUAAACAAGUUCUUUCAAAGGUGCCGCAGUAUGCCCUUGUAUGCCCUGCCACGCCCCUUCCUAUGGGCGCUGGGGAGUCUCUGUGGCGCCUCUCUGGCCCUCGGGAAGGCUGUGCUGCUCCGCCCACCAUCAAGCACCCACACCUUUUCCAAGCCGAGGAUGGUUGCGCCGCCGCAGGCCCUCCACGCCCAGAGGAAGGCCCGGCACACGACUCUUCACCAACCUACCCUCUCUGCCGCCUUGCGCAGACUGCUGGAGUGA